Messenger RNA from Mucor velutinosus, 1152 nucleotides. RefSeq lists its product as uncharacterized. Gene Ontology annotation, biological process: response to oxidative stress. The transcript is spliced from 3 exons. The coding region runs from base 1 to 1152 and encodes 383 amino acids. Gene Ontology annotation, cellular component: cytoplasm. The record is from RefSeq and is a predicted model, not a curated record. NCBI's taxonomy places the organism in Eukaryota, Fungi, Mucoromycota, Mucoromycetes, Mucorales, Mucoraceae.
AUGGCGUCUUGGUUAUCUCAAAUCACAAGUACUGUCACAAACAUUGCUGGCCUCACCGAGGAGGGAUCUGUAAAGACACCAGGUGAUACAGCUAAAGAUGGCCAAUACUAUAGCGAAUUGGUAGAAAAGGAUUACGAGUGGGCUUGUGCCUCUGGGUCGGCAACAGAGAACCAAAUCUUUUACAUGACAACCAAGACUGGUGGUUUUAUCUUUGUUCAACUCAUUUACUCUGCCAUUGGUCUCUGGAAACCCACUGUAUCGUUCACUUGUCGUUUCUAUGACCCCACUUCAAGCACAAACAAGUUUAAAAACUUUAAUCAAGCAUCUGAAUUCACACUGUCCGAGGAUCGCCGCUCUGUAAAGACAGAAUUCUUCAACAUUACACUGGAUCCUACCUUGUCCAAGUUCAAGGUCUCCAUCACUCAUCCAGACUUGAUUGCCGAUUUGGAUUAUGCACGUAUUGAUAAGGGCUUCAAAGUAGGAGAAGGUAAAACUUAUUUGGGCGGCAACGAUCAAUCAUCUGCUGCUGGUAUCGUAUCACACAAGUUUUGGCCCCGUUGCUCUGGCAAAGGUACCAUCAUUAUCGAAAAGCAAUUCUAUGAGGUGGAUGCCCAUGGCAUGUUUAUCCACGCUAUCCAAGGUAUGCAGCCUCAAUUGAUUGCUUCUAAAUGGAAUUUCGUGGAUUUCCAGGCUCAGGAUGCCGCACUUUCCAUGAUGCAAUUCACUACAACAAAGCAAUACGGUGGUGUUGAAGUCAACCAAGGCUCUAUCGUUCUCCACGAUAAACUGAUUAGUGUUUGCGUUGAAAACAAUGUUGAAAUGAUGGAUCUCAAAAAGGACGAUGAAACUGGGUAUGAUAUUCCUCAACGUGUCAAGUUAACAUGGAAGGGAAAGACUCUAAAGGAGAACGAGACGGAUGAGGUCAAGGAUGUCUCUGUUGUCAUGAUUGUCGAUUUGAAAAACUUGAUUGAUAAAAUUGAUAUUCUGUCUGAAAUCCCCUGGUUCCUCAAAAAGCUCGUUCAAACAUUUGUCGUAAAGCCCUUCAUCUAUCAAUGGAUUGACGAUGCUACUGCUGAGAUUAUUGUUGGGGACGAGAAAUUCGAAUGCCCUGGCAGAUGCUAUCAAGAACUCGUCUUUGUCUCAGCCUUUUAG